CCUACCACAACCUCCCUGUCGUUAGUUAUUUAUAUAUUAGUAGUAACUAGAUAGAGGUCAAUUCAAACUGAUCUCCAGAUAUAUACAUUUAUAUAUUAAUCGACCCUCAUCCUCACAUUAUUACAGUAGCAAUAUAAUGGCUGAUUUUGAUAGCAGAGAAAACAGAAAGAAGGAGGUGAUAGGCAUAGUUGGAGCUGGAAUAAGCGGACUCUUGGCCUGCAAAUACUGCCUUUCUAAAGGAUUUGAUCCCAUAGUGUUCGAGUCGGAGAGUGGCGUUGGUGGCGUGUGGAGUAAGACCAUCGGGAGCACCAAGCUGCAGACACCAAAACCCCUUUACCAGUUCUCCGAUUAUCCGUGGCCCGAUUCUGUAACCGAAUUGUUCCCUCACCAGCAAACGGUGCUGGAGUACAUUGAGUCGUACGCAUGUCACUUUGAUUUGGCCAGACACAUUCAGUUCAACAGCAAAGUGUUGAGCCUCAGCUAUGAUGAAGAUGAUAAUGACGACUCAUCAGGAGACUUGUGGGGGGAGCCAUUUAGCAGCAGUAGUAAUAAAGGCAAGUGGAACGUCAAUGUACAACACAGUACUCCAACCCUCUCCACACAGGUAUAUGUUGUUGAUUUCGUAAUAGUCUGUGUGGGAAGGUUCAGCCAAAUUCCAAACAUACCACAAUUUCUUGGGAACAAAGGCCCUGAAGCUUUUGAGGGUGAAGUAAUCCAUUCAAUGGAUUAUUCCAAAAUGGACCCAAAAACUGCAGCCAACUUUGUCAAAGGAAAACAUGUAGCUGUAGUUGGAUUUCAGAAAUCUGGAAUUGACAUUGCCAUGGAGUGCUCUACGGUUAAUGGGAUUGAACGUCCAUGCACGGUAGUUGUCAGGACCCCGCACUGGAACCUUCCCGAUUUUUCCCCAUGGGGAUUACAUUUGGGAUAUCUCUACACGAAUCGAUUCUCCGAACUUAUGGUGCAUAAACCUGGUGAAGGCCUUCUUCUAAGUCUCCUUGCCACAACUCUUUCACCAUUGAGAUGGGCCUUCUCAAAAUUUGUAGAAAGUUAUAUAAAACGCAAAAACAGGCUUGCACAACAUGGAAUGGUGCCAGAGCACAGCUUCUUAAACGAUUUGAGUUCAUGUUCACUUUCUGUACUGCCGGAUGGCUUCUACGAUAGAGUUGAGCAAAGAAGUAUCAAGCUCAUCAAGAAAGUAGAGAUUGUUGGAUUCUGUAAAGAAGGUAUCUUGCUCAAGGGUCAAGCUGAACCAAUAAAAUCCGACUUAGUCAUACUCGCUACCGGCUUCAGGGGAAUUGAUAAGCUCAAACACAUUUUUGAAUCACCAAAAUAUCAAGAAUUCAUUGCAGGCUUAGAUGAUUCUGCUGCAGUUCCCCUCUAUAGGGAAUGUAUCCAUCCCGGAAUUCCACAACUGGCAAUAAUUGGAUUCUCAGAAAGUACAACCAAUCUAUACACAUCGGAAAUAAGGUGCCGGUGGCUGGCAGAGCUUCUUGAUGGAAAAUUCAAGCUACCUAGCGUAAAGAUGAUGGAGAAAGACAUAGCAGAAUGGGAUAAAUACAAGAAAAGAUAUUCUUACAACAAGUACUAUAGAGGAUCGUGUAUUGCUGCGUUGCAUGUUUGGCACAAUGACCAGUUAUGCAAGGACAUGGGAUGGAACCCUAAGAGGAAAAAGGGGUUUUGGGCUGAGUGGUUUGAACCUUAUGGACCAAUGGAUUACACUGGCUGAUAUAAAAGAGCUCCAAAAUCCUUCAUCCGGUUUCUUAUGUUUACUUUUAUUUUUUAACGUUAUUUGAAUUUUGUCGUUUUCUACCAUAAUCUCAAAUUGAUAAACAGUAUUGGUCUUAAGACUAGCAGGCUCUGUAUCAAUUAAUCGGUCCUAUGGUGUUCGAAAUUGUAUUCAAUUGCAAGGAAUCGCACAACCCAUAUCCUCUACUUGUUAUGAAUUAGCCAGGGCGCUAUCAGUAACAUGUAAUCUGAAAUUGAUGUAAUUGAUAUUGUGUUUUUGAAAGAAAGUAUUUCUAAAGCAUGACACAAUCACAACUUAUAGCUAGAUUGUGCAUUUGAGUGCUUCAGAAAUCAUUGAA
Molecule: messenger RNA, 2084 nt
Organism: Capsicum annuum
Lineage: Eukaryota; Viridiplantae; Streptophyta; Magnoliopsida; Solanales; Solanaceae
Product: probable flavin-containing monooxygenase 1
Exons: 5
Coding region: 137-1726 (529 amino acids)
Molecular function (GO): N,N-dimethylaniline monooxygenase activity; flavin adenine dinucleotide binding; NADP binding
Source: RefSeq, a predicted model, not a curated record